AUGGGGACGUCAACAACAGUAUGGCGAUGUUUUCUGGUCUUGACACAAGCGUUCCUGUACGUUUCUUUGGCGAAUGUUGUGAAGAUAGGUGUUAUGAUGCCUUUUCCCGACGAAAUGUUACCGUUCUGGGGCCCGAGGCCGGACAGAGCGGUCGACUUUGCUCUUGCCCACAUCGCGAACAACUCUAAACACGUUUCCAACUUAACUCUCCACCGUGUGGACGCGGUUACGUCGUGCAAGACGGGCGAGAUCUUGGGACACGCCGUGGACUUGAUGUCGAACGUUCGCGUGGACGUUGUCGUCGGUCCCCCUUGCGCGGUAGGGUGCUCCGCACUCUCCGCGCUCGGCGACUACUACAACGUUUCCACCGUCGUGCCCGCCUGCUUCGGGGACCUCUCCGAACACGGUCAUGACUUCUUCGCCAUCAUGGAACCGCCCGGGGCCAUCGCCGAGCGUGUAAAGACUCUGACAGAGUACUACAAAUGGUCGGAUGUACUCCUGAUCACAAAAGGCGAAGAGCCGUGGAUAACGUUGGGAAAGAUCAUGAAAGAAACGUUGGAUGACGUCACUACGGCGUCAAAGAUCCUGAAGUACACAGGCGCUUUAGGACUUGAAGUUGCGACGAAUCUGCUAAGUCAGAAAGAGGCACCAAAAGUUAUCAUCUUCGCCGUCCCGAGAGCGUCCAUGGGUGCUGAAGACGAGCACACGCUUAUGAUAGCGGCCUACCAGCUGGGCAUGACGACCAAGACUGUCUUCAUCAACGUCGACCUCUCCCCGGUACCUGUCCUGUGGGGCGCGGGGUGGAACCCGCCGGACCUGGCACAGGCGUUAGUCGGCGGGGUGCUACAGGAGGCUAACAAAGCCCUGCUGCUUCUGGCACCGAGAGUCCAGCAAAGCAGUACUUUACUAAAAGACUUCGUGUCGGCCGGAGGACCGUGGCCUAUGGCCGCGUACGUGUACGACUCGGUCCUUCUCGCCGCAAAUACCGCCAACACAACUGCCGAGCCACCGGCACUUCACAACGUGGGAACCGCCGCACUUGCCGGUCUGACCGGCAAACUUCAGUUUGACAGACAGGGUGGCAGGGUACAAGAAUUUAUUCUCUACAGUUUCCAGAACGGUAGAUUUGUCCCGACCGUGGGCUUCUCCAACCUCAACAGUUCCCUGGUGUUCAUCCCCGGCGUGACGCCCUGUUCGGAGUCGGAGAACUGCCUGUCCUUCCGGUACUGCGCGGAAAACUGCCCCUGUCUGGGGCCGACCUGCACGGAAAACAAGUCGUCGGAUUUGCCGAUGAUUAUAGGCGUUGCUGUGGCUGCAGUCGUCCUUGUGGGUCUCCUGUCGUUGACUGGGUUGCAUCUGAAGAACGAUGGACUUUUUGGUUCCGCGGCUCCGAGGAGAAACAAAGGAAGAAACGGUUGGAAAGUCAGUCUGGAGGACGUGAAGUUUGCAGACAGAUCCAGGGCUGUCUUACCCGGGUUGAGGUUCGGUUCUCCCGCGGGCGGGGCCGGUUCCGGCAAACACCAGUCCCUCCUCAGCUCGUUCACAGGGGCGAGUCAUACGUCACUGCUGAACCUGGGAACGAGACACAAGUUCGUGCCGUCUGUCGGUACGUACAGCGGCCGGCCGGUCGCCGUGAAGAAGGUUUCCCUGGGAGACUUCGCCAUCACUUCAACCGUCAAACGGGAGCUGGGACAGAUCUGCAGCUUCCAACACGUGAACUUGAACGUUCUUCACGGCAUCUGCUUCCCUCCACACGGAGCUGGUGACGUCACCAUCAUCAGCGACUACUGCCCAAGAGGCAGCUUAGAGGACAUCAUAGAGACGGAAGAAAUCAACCUGGAUAACGUGUUUGUGUGGUCAUUUCUGAACGACUUGGUUAAGGGCAUGCUGUACCUGCACAACAGCGAGGUGAAGUCUCACGGUAACCUCCGGCCCAGUAACUGCGUGAUCGACAGCCGCUGGGUGCUGAAGCUGACCGACUUCGGCUCCAUCAGCUGCGCCGCAAGCUGCGAGAAGACUCGGCAGGCGGAGGACGUCGCCAGGUUCACACGAAUGUUUUGGGUGGCGCCCGAGCUGCUGCGCCGGGAGUGCCCGCUGAAAGGGUCCCAGAAGGGUGACGUCUACUCUUUCGCCAUGGUGGCUUACGAAGUCGCCACCCGCUCAGCCCCGUACACUGACAGUCAACUCACACCCAGAGAGAUCGUCCGCAAGGUGAUCCGGCGGGAGGAGCCCCUGAUGCGUCCGGAGACGGGGGAGGACUUCUCCAGCAUGCGCGGGCUGGAGUCUCUCAUUAGGGACUGCUGGACAGAGCUGCCGGAGGACAGGCCGGACUUCACCGCCAUCAGGAAGAGACUCAAGGGGAUGGAGUAUGGGAGAACGUUCAACAUUGUGGACAACGUGAUCGCUAAGCUGGAGAAGUACACUAAGAACCUGGAGAGCGUGGUGGCGGAGAGGACGUCACAACUGGAGGACGAGAAACGGAAGACCGAACUCCUGCUGCAGAGGAUGCUGCCAACUUCGGUUGCGGACACUCUGAAGCAGGGCAAGCCAGUGACGGCCGAACACUACGAUAUGGCGACCAUCUUCUUCAGCGACAUCGUGGGUUUUACGGAAAUGGCGGCGGACAGUACUCCCAUGGAUGUAGUGACCAUGCUGAACGAUCUGUACUGUUGUUUCGAUGCCAUCAUCGACGCUUUUGACGUCUACAAGGUGGAGACUAUCGGAGACGCGUACAUGGUUGUGUCGGGCCUGCCUGAGCGGAACGGGGACCGGCACGUGACGGAGAUCGCCGACAUGGCGCUCACCCUGCUGAGGGACGUGCACAACUUCCGCAUCAGCCACAAGAACGACAAACCGCUGCAGCUCAGGAUUGGCAUCCACACAGGCCCUGUAGUGGCAGGAGUUGUCGGCCUGACCAUGCCGCGCUACUGCCUGUUCGGCGACACCGUCAACACGUCCUCCCGCAUGGAGUCCACGGGCGCCCCCUUGCGAAUCCACGUGAGCGGCACCACGGCAAAAAUGCUGGCUCAGCACAAGGGAGUUUACGACCUGGUCCUCCGGGGAGAGAUACAAGUCAAGGGUAAAGGGAAAAUGACCACAUAUUGGUUGUUGGAUAAAGUUCAGGAAGACCAAGAAGACCCUGAAUCACCCCCAACACAAACACAAACACCACAACCUGUCCGACCCAAGAGACAGAAAACUGUCAUGUCUACCCUUGGCCAGAAGGGGGAAAGAUCACUGGACUAA
Branchiostoma belcheri (Belcher's lancelet) is the source of this 3246-nucleotide messenger RNA. RefSeq names its product atrial natriuretic peptide receptor 2-like. The record is from RefSeq and is a predicted model, not a curated record. Gene Ontology annotation, biological process: cGMP biosynthetic process; receptor guanylyl cyclase signaling pathway; protein phosphorylation. The transcript is spliced from 19 exons. Gene Ontology annotation, molecular function: guanylate cyclase activity; ATP binding; peptide receptor activity. Lineage: Eukaryota; Metazoa; Chordata; Leptocardii; Amphioxiformes; Branchiostomatidae. The coding region runs from base 1 to 3246 and encodes 1081 amino acids.